Gorilla gorilla gorilla (western lowland gorilla) is the source of this 10683-nucleotide messenger RNA. RefSeq names its product cysteine rich protein 3 (gene CRIP3). The coding region runs from base 9536 to 10189 and encodes 217 amino acids. The record is from RefSeq and is a predicted model, not a curated record. Lineage: Eukaryota; Metazoa; Chordata; Mammalia; Primates; Hominidae. Gene Ontology annotation, molecular function: zinc ion binding. Gene Ontology annotation, biological process: regulation of gene expression; intrinsic apoptotic signaling pathway in response to DNA damage. The transcript has 7 exons.
UUGCAUUUGUAUGAAUCACAAGAUUAAACUGUUUUAGCCUCAUUAACAUAGCAUUAACAUAGUCUCAUGACCUGUAAGGACUAUUUUUGUAUAUUAUUUAAAAAUUACCCUCCAGACCUUAGCAUGAAGAUGAGGAAGUUACUAGGACUUUACGCCAACUCCACGGAGCAUUGCCACCAUCUAUCAGAUUUAUAAGCAAGCUGACUACCAAGUUUCACUUCUUUCUAUUCCUCCUCAGUUUCCAGCAUAUGGAUACAUUUUUCAUGCUGCAAAUUAUUUGUAGGUAGUUAUUUUUAUAUAUUUUCAGAUGAAAUACACAUUUAUAAGUGAAUACUUGAAAAGCCAAAUCCAUCUUUGCAUGAAAAACCAUCGUUUAAAGAUGUUAUUGAUUUCUUCACAAACAUAGGUUGAAGGCACUCAUGGCAAAGGUUUAGGGUGUCCUUUCCUGCAGUCUUGAUUCUGAAUUAGUCUAGUUGAUGCCACUGAAUCACAAAAUGUAGCCUACUCAAUAUCCCUAAGCAGCUAACCACUAUUAGCUUUAUACAGAGUACUCUCAACAGGUUCAUGUAAUGGCAAGAUGAUGCUGGAAAAUGAGGGGGAAAAAAAUUAAACAGACUCUUGCUAGAGCCAUAAAUGAUGUUUAUAACUAUACAGCAGCAGUUCUCUGUGGGUGGGGUGAUUAGUAUGUUUUAAGAAAGCAAAUUCAGUCUUUUUUUGUUUUGUGUGUGUUUCCCUUUUUAAAAAGUAAUAUAAACUACAGAAAGUAAAGCUUUGUAGUUGGAGCAGACAUGCAGAAGAUGCAAUGAGAAAGCAAAAGGUUUAUGGGUGAUAAGGAUUAAGAAACACAACUGUAAAGAAAUAAGACUGAUUUUUCAUUAACUUACCAGAACUGAGUGAUUUCCCUUUCAAAAGAGUUAUCUAAGAACAAAGUUCUGGGUAAUGCCUUAAAAGUCACAGGCAUGGCCGGGCACAGUGGCUCACGCCUGUAAUCCCAGCACUUUGGGAGGUCAAGGUGGGCAGAUCACAAGGUCAGGAGUUCAAGACCAGCCUGGCCAACAAAGUGAAACCCGAUCUGUACUAAAGAAACAAAGAAUUAGCCAGGCAUGGUGGCGCAUGCCUGUAAUCCCAGCUACUUGGGAGGCUGAGGCAGGAGAAUUGCUUGAACCCAGGAGGCAGAGGUUGCAGCGAGCCAAGAUCACGCCAUUGCACUCCAGCCUGGGUGACAGGGCGUGUCUCUGUCUCAAAAAAAAAAAAAAAGUCACAGGCAUAUUGACCAUGUACUUGAACAAGCCUACAAAGACAUAAAUGGGUGGAGUUUGUCGUUGUAAUCACAUUCACUGCAAAGCUAACCUGACACAUAAUAGCAGCCUUAUUUAUAAGGUUGCUUUAUAGUUUACAUAACACUUCCCCACAUUCUCUUAUUUGCCACAUAAUUAAUGAUAGACAUAAUUGUGCCACAUGCUAAUUAAGCUUAAUUAGUAAGUUCUUAUGAAUGACUGCAAUUGGUGGGACUUGUUUGCUACCAAAAGCAAAUUUUCAGUUCUCUAUUUACUUAAUUAGUUACCUACUAUUUAUAAUCAGGAUCAGUUAAGUUAUAUUUUCUGUUUUGUAUCAUACAUGUUGAUCCUCAUGUAUAUUAAGAAACAAAACUCCUGGCGGGGCACAGUGACUCACAGCGCUUUGGGAAGCCAAGGCAGGAGGAUCUUUUCAGGCCAGGAGUUCGAGACUAGCCUGGGCAACAUAGUAGGACCCCAUCUCUACAAAAAAUAAAAAAAUUAGCGAGGUACAGUGGCACAUGGCUGUAGUCCUAGCUACUUAGGAGACUGAUGGGGGGAUUGCUUGAGCCCAGGAGUUCCAGUUUACAGUGAGCUGUGACCUGUACUCCAGCCUGGGUGACAGAGCAAGAUCCUGUCUCUUGAAGGAAAAAAGGAAACAAAUUCCUGAGACCUUAUUCCUAGGCAGCUGAACUUCCUUCACUCCAGGACACUCGUUACCAACUCUCAACCUCUACCAGUCCCUUCUUAUUCCCACAUCUCUCACUAGCAAUCAUCUAUCACACUCAGGGGGACUUGUAUAUAACAUGUAACAUUCAUUCACCAGCAAGUAUUUGUUGAGCACUAUGUGCCAGAGAUUUGAGCAAGGCACUGGAAAUAUAUGCAAUGGUUGGCAAAGCAGCCUGGUCCCUGCUCUCAUGGAGCUCACAGACUAAGGGGGCAGACAAAGCCCAGAUCGGAGUGGAGGAGGUAGGCAGGAAGUUGCCAUAUUUAUUUCACUUUCUAAACUACAACCUGUCCUUUAUCAAUAAUAAAGAUGAUGGGCUGGGUGGUGGCUCAUGUCUGUAAUCCCAGCACUUUGAGAGGCCAAGGUGAGUGGAUCACUUGAAGUCAAGAGUCCAAGACCAGCCUGGCCAACAUGGUGAAACCUUGUCUCUACUAAAAAUACAAAAAUUAGCCGGGCAUGGUGGCACACUCCUGUAAUCCCAGCUACUAGGGAGGCUGGGGCAGGAGAAUUACUUGAACCUGGGAGGCAGAGAUUGCAGUGAGCUGAGAUCAUGCCACUGCACUCCAGCCUGGGCAACAGAAUGAGACUGUCUCAAAAUAGUAAUAAUAAUAAUAAUAAUAAAGGAUCUCUGUCUUUUAUUUCUUAUUUGGUUCAGCACUCAGGGAAAACACAGCUGUCAUAGUUUGGGCCCCCUCUACCCUCCAGCAGAGGAUGGUGGUAUAGAAACAGUGCUUGGGAUCAAUAACCUGGUGUGUAGUAGUUGAGGGGGAGCUGAGGUUAGGCAGGAAUUGAUGAGGUGAAGAUACUGGGGAAGUGAAUUCUCAGAAAAGAUGGCCUUUGCAAAAGCCCUGAGGCAGAAUAGAACUUAACAGAUUCAAGAAGCUCAUUUGAUGUGGUUGGAGGGGUCGAUGCAACAGGAGAAAUGGCUAGAAGACUGGAAAAGUGGAGGGUCCUGUCUUGAGGAUACUGAGAAAUCAUGGAAAGGUUUUAAUGACAUUUCCCUGCCCCUUGCAUCUCAACCCAUUAUUUUCCUGGAUAGGCCCUCUUAUCUUCAGGUAUGGAGGUGCUGUGCAGACAAGUGUAGUGUCUUUUCAGGUUGAAACACACAUGGGCAAAAACCAUGCUUAGGGGGGUAUAGAGUGGAAAGAGUAUGGGCUCAAGAGUCAGAAUGCUUGGGUCUGUAUGAUGUUUUACACAUUUCUUUUUUUCUUUUUCUUUGAGACUGAGUCUUGCUCUGUCGUCCAGGCUGGACUGCAGUGGUGCGAUCUCGGCUCACUGCAACCUCCACCUCCCAGGUUCAAGCAAUUCUCAUGCCUCAGCCUCCUGAGUAGCUGGGAUUACAGGCACCUGCCACCACGCCCAGCUAAGUUUUUUGUAUUUUUAGUAGAGACGGGGUUUCACCAUGGUGGACAGUCUGGUCUCGAACUCCUAACCUCAGGUGAUCCUCCCACUUCGGCCUCCCAAAGUGCUGGGAUUACAGGCAUGAGCCACCGCACCUGGCCAAAUGUUUUACUAAUUUCAUAACCUUACCAAGCCACUUUCUUUUUUAUACAAUUGGGAAUGUAACAUUUCUACCCUUCAUCAGCUCUAGUAAUACCCUCUUUCUAACACAAGUUUCAAGCUCCUUUUUGGGAAAGGAAUCACAGAAUCAUAAUUGUUAAAUCAUGAAGAGGCUUUAAAGUUCUAUCUGCAUAUGAUAUUUGGAUACCUUCUGCAACACUGAGGAUCAGUUGGUUUAUUGUCCAUUAUUACUUGUGUCCAGAAACAGGAAGCUCACCACUGUCUGAAGCAGCCACUCUAUGUUGGGGCUCUAUUAAAAGGGUUUUGGAGGGGACCUAAUCCAAAUCUGCUUCCCUGUGUUCUCUCUCCAGGGGUCUUGGUAGUACCCCUAAUGCCUUUUCCAUGUGACAGCCCUCCAGGGACUAGAAGUUGUUAUCUCUACGGGACCACUUACUCACCUAGAAUGGAAAAGCUUGUUUCUUCAGCUUUUCUAACAACACUAAUCAAACGGUCAAUUCUUCGAGCAAACACAAUCCUGAAACAUUUAUGUACCUAAUAAUAGAGCUUAAAAACAUGAAGUAAAGUUAGUGGGAGAGUUUAAUAAUAAUAGCUAUCAUUUACUGAUUACCUAUACUGCACUCACUGUUAAAGAUACACAGAUAAUUCUCCAUCAGUUCUGUCAAAGUCAAACAAGUAAACAAGUGUCAUACAAUGUUACAGAUACUGUAACAGAGAGGUCUGUGCAGGAAAAAGGCAGGGUGGGCACUAAGGGAACAGUCGUCUUUGUGAGAAAGAGGCCUGCCUCUAAUGGGAGAUGACACAAACUGCACCUUAACAAUUGAGUAAUACCUUCUUUGAGGUGGACUUACCCAUUUGUAGUAUUUAUUAAAAUAUCAUUUUAGAGACUUUAGUCACACCAACUGUUCUUCAAAACAUCCACUGUCAGUAACUCAAAUACAUUCCUACAAGAAAUGUGUUUUCCCAGUUAUUCUUUACAUAGCUUCUGUUCGAGUCAAUAAUGGAAACCAGGCAAGGAAGAAAAGUGGACUACUGUAAUUUGCUGUACCUGCAAAUGCAUAGUGCAAGUGUUUGGAAGGGUGGAGCCUCAACUAGUCUUUCCUAAGCACUGAAAUAGAAGAGCCGAAGCAUAUUAUGAGAUUAGGCCAUACAAUAAAGGCCCUACAAGAUGUGGGGAGCAGUAAAGCAUUUGCGCCACUGACUGACUGCAAGCUAUGUGAAAGCAACAUGGGACUCACACCGCAAGGUUUGUUCCUUUGUGUUGGGCCCUGUGCUAGAUGCUGGGGUAAAGAUGACCUGCCCAGGCAGAUGAGGCAAGCACACAAGGUAAUCCAAGACAGAAAGUGCUAGAGAACCUUGGAAAAGGAUUAUUUGAUGUGUCCUGGAAGUUCUGAGAACCUGGGAAGAUGAAAUUAGCCUUCCUUGAGGAGGCAGCAUAUCUAAGAAUAAACAUACCAAUGCAGUCCUCCCAACCUCCUGAAGUGGGUACUUCUCUCUGAGAGCCAUAGGGAGCAAAAGUCAGUAAACCUGUAGCUUCUUCCUCCAAGAAGAAACUAAUGACUCGAAGAUGUACAAGUGGCAAACAGGUAUAUGAAAAGAUCACCAACAUAAUUGAUCAUAACAGAAAUACAAAUCAAAACAGAUAACAUCUCACCCAAGUUAAAAUGGCUUUUAUCCAAAAGAGAAGCAAUAAGAAAUGCUGGCAAGGAUGUAGAGAAAAGGGAACACUCAUACACUGUUGAUGGGAAUGUAAAUUAGUACAGCCACUAUGGAGAAGAGUUUAGAGUUUCCUCAAAAUCUAAAAAUAGAGCAUAGCAAUAUACGAUGUAGCAAUCUCACUACUAGGUAACCACAAAAACUAAAAAUUAUUAUUUUUUGAGACUAAGUCUCACUCUGUUGCCCAGGCUGGAGUGCAGUGGUGUGAUCUCAGCUCACUGCAACUUCCGCCCAGGUUCAAGCAAUUCUUGUGCCUCAGCCUCCCAAGUAGCUGGGAUUACAAUCGUGCACCACCAUGCCUGGCUAAUUUUUGUAUUUUUAGUAGAGACAGGAUUUCACCAUGUUGGCCAGGCUGGUCUCGAACUCCUGACCUCAAGCGAUCCACCCACCUCAGCUUCCCAAAGUGCUGGGAUUACAGGUGUGAACCAUCACGUCCGGCUUCAUUUCUUUUUUAAAUAAUUUUUAGGCCAGGCACGGUGGCUCACACCUGUAAUCUCAGCACUUUGGGAGGCUGAGGCACAUGGAUCACUUGAGAUCAGGAGGAGUUCGAGACCAGCCUGGCCAACAUGGUGAAACCCCGUCUCUACUAAAAAUACAAAAAUUAGCUGGGCGUGGUGGCAUGCACCUGUAGUCCCAGCUACUCAGGAGGCUGAGGCAGGAGAAUUACCUGAACCCAGGAGGCAGAGGUUGCAGUGAGUCAAGAACGCACCACUGCACUCCAGCCUGGGCAACAGAGCCAGACUCUGUCUCAAAAAAAAAAAAAAAAAGAAAAAAGAACAAGAAAUGAGAGGCAGAAACAAGACAGGAAAAUUCAGUGGAAGCUAAAACUAAUAUUUUUCAAAUUUGUUAAAGAAGAAGCCUUUCAAGAAACAGUUAUAAAACUAAGGAUCUUGAAAUAUUCCCUGAAACAAGAAACAAAUAAUGAGAAAGUGUAGAAAAAUUACAGUGUGGAAGGCUUCUACCCUUAGAACUUAAGAAUGAUAAAACAAGUGUUAUAAGUAAAAAGGAUUGAUGGAGACAAUUCAGGAACAGGAAUAUCCAGUGGAAGUUCAUAGACCCCAGUCCCUACCCCAUUACCCAGAUGAAGGAACUGAUGUCCCAAGAGGAGACACUUAAGACAGUGCUCCUUUCACCUAGCAGAGCACAGCACUGCAGUCCAAUGAUGAAUCUGGUGCAAGCCCUUCCUCAACGGAUUUGAUGUAACAAAGGAACUUACUCAAGAAAACUCGGUUUCACUUCAUCCUUCAUAGAGGGAUUGAUUAUUGUCUCCUCUGCUGGGACACUGGCACAAGUUUAUCAGCUCUUCCCUCCAGCUCUUCAUUGGCUACCUUUCCCCCCAGUCCCCCUGCCUUUUGUUUUUUUUUUUUUUUUUUGAGACAGUCUCACUCUGUUGCCCAGGCUGGAGUGCAGUGGCGUGAUCUCAGCUCACUACAGCCUCAACUUCCCGGGCUCAGGUGAUUCUCUCACCUCAGCCUCGCAGGCACAUGCCACCAAGCCCAGCUGAUUUUUUGUAGAGAUGAGGUUCGCCAUGUUGCCCAGGCUGGUCUCUAACUCCUAGGCUCAAGCGGUCCACCUGCCUCAGCUUCCCAAAGUGCUGGGACCAGGCGUGAGCCACCACUUCUGGCCACCUUUUUUCUUUAAAGUAGUUUUCUUCAGGUUCUAUUGUUGUUGUUGUUGUUAAGACAUUACUCAUAUACCAUAAAAUUCACCUUUUUAAAGUCUACAGUUCAUGCUUUUUAGUAUAUUCCCAAGGUUGUACAAACAUUACUGCUAUCUAAUUCCAGAACAUUUUUAUCUUCCCAUAGAGAAGCUUCGAACUCAUUAGUGGACAUUUCCAAUUCCAUCUCCUUGACUGGCCAACCACUAAUCUACUGUCUGUCUCUGUGGAUUUACCUAUUCUAAAUAUUUCAUAUGAAUUGAUUCAUAUGAUAUGUGGUCUCUUGUGUCUUGCUUUUCUUACUUAAUGUUUUUAUGGUUUACCUUGUUGUAACAUGCAUCAGUAUUAUAUUCUUUUUUACAGUUGAGCAAUAUUCUAUCAUACAGAUAUACUACAUAUUGUUUAUCCAUUAUCAGUUGAUGAACUUUUGGGCUGUUUCUACCUUUUGACUAUUGUAAAUAGUCCUGCUAUGAACAUUCAUGUACAAGUUUUUGUAUAGACAUAUGUUUUCAUUUCUCUUAUAUACCUGGGUAUAAACCUGGAAGUGGAAUUGCUGAGUCAUAUGGUACCUCUAUGUUUAACUUUUUGAGGAACUGCCAGACUGUUUUCCAAUGUGGCCACACCAUUUUAUGUUGCCACCAACAAUGUAUGAGGGAUCCAAUUUUGCCACAUUCUUGCCAACAUUUGUCUCUUUAAUUAUAGCCAUCCUAGUCAGUAUAAAAUGGUAUCUCAUUGUGGUCCUAAUUUGCAUUUCCCUAAUGACUAUUGAUAUUCAGCAUCUCUUCAUGUGCUUAUUGGCCAUUUGUGUAUCUCUAGAAAAACGUCUAUUCAAAUACUUUGCUCACUUUUAAUUGGGUUGUCUUUUUGUUACUGCAUUAUAAGUUAUUUAUAUAAUCUGGUUACUAGAUCCUUAUCAGAUUUGCAAAUAUUUCUUCCAUUCUCUGGAUUUAAAUUUCUUGAAAUAUCCUUUGAAGCACUAUUGAACUACUUUUUUUUUUUUUCCACCAGUUGUCAAAUGAUCCUUUAUUGAAAUAUUUUCCUUUGUGCUUAACUGGCUGGGCAUUCCACAGAACCACUGUUGAUAUCAUCUAUGAUGUCAUGAGGGUAGUGGCCAUCAACAUUACAGCCCACAGACUGGGCAGUCCCCAGGAUCUCUUUAAUGGUGCCAGAGAGUCUAUUGAACUACUUUUAACAAAUAUUUAUCUGGGCAUGGGGGCAUAUACCUGUAAUUCCAGCACUUAGGGAGGCCCAGGCAGGUGGAUCGCUUGAGCCCAGAAAUUCGAGACCAGCCUGGGCAACAUGGCAAAACCCCAUCUCUACAAAAAAUACAAAAAUUAGCCAGGUGUGGUGGCAUGCGUCUGUAGUCCCAGCUACUCCAGAGGCUAAAGUGAGAGGAUCGCUUGAGCCAGGCAGGUGGAGACUGCAGUGAGCUACGAUGCACCACUACAUUCCAGCCUGGGCAACACAGACCCUGCCUCAAAUAAAUACAUUCAUUAAAAAGACAAAUAUUUAAAAAUUUUAAAGCAAACCAGAUUAGAAAUGUGUAGUUGGUGUUCAUUUUUAUUUAUUUAUUUAUUUUGAGAUGGAGUCUCGCUCUUGUCCCCCAGGCUGGAGUACAGUGGUGCGAUCUCGGCUCACUGCAAUCUCCACACCUCCCGGUUCAUGCAAUUCUCCUGCCUCAGCCUCUCGAGUAGCUGAGAUUACAGGCAUGCGCCACCACGCCCAGCUAAUUUUUGUAUUUUUAGUAGAGAAGCGGUUUCGCCUUGAUGGCCAGGCUGGUCUUGGACUCCUGACCUCAGGCGAUCCGCCCACCUUGGCCUCCCAAAGUGCUGGGAUUACAGGUGUCAGCCACUGUGUCCAGCCACCCUACAGCUUUAGGAGUAAACGAUUGUAUACAGACCAUGUUCUGAGGCUUCCAAACCGAGUCUUGAGUUCAUUAAGGGAUCCAUCAUAGUGAUAGCUAUAGCUGUUACAGCGUUUAUAUGCCAGGCGCUGUUUGGGCACUCUACAUGUAUUAACCUAUUUAACUCUCGUAACAAUCCUAUGACUGUUAUCAUACUCAUUGCACAGAUGCUCAUUGCACAGACUGUUAUCAUACUCAUUGCACAGAUGAGAAAAUGGAGGCAGAGAGGGAGGUUCAGUAAUUUGCCUGAAGUCAAAGAGUAGGGUACCAGAGACGGGCUCCAGAUUUUGUUGCUUUCAACCACUUGCUAUACUGCCAAGGUGGAAUUUUGCAUUUCAAAGAACGCCUACUCCCUCGCUUUGGAGAGAGUAGUGUUUUAAUGAUGUCUGCACUGUGGACAUUUUUCCUGUCCUUACCGCUCCAGAAACUAGUAGUGCUCCCUGUCCAGAUGUCUUCGUUACACAUGUGCCUUCCUAGUCUGGAGUCCACGGCUUCAAGAUCCUCUCUCCUCCCCGUGGGUCUGACCGAGGCUUUAAUGCUCUUUGAAGUAACAGCAAAAUAGCCCUUUGUCUCCCAAGUGGAGUGGUUCUAAAUUUCUGAUAACCAAUGAGCGCCGAGGAACCGCGGAUUCCGCCCAGGGAGGCUCAAAGCUGAGCCGUGGGUGGAGCCUGCGGAGGGGGCGGAACUGAGCCGCAGCGGCGUACCUACUGUGUGCCGCGUGCGCUGCCUGGAGCGGAGCUAUGAGCUGGACCUGUCCGCGUUGCGAGCAACCUGUUUUCUUCGCUGAGAAGGUGAGCUCCCUGGGCAAGAACUGGCACCGCUUCUGCCUGAAAUGUGAGCGCUGCCACAGCAUCCUGUCCCCUGGCGGGCAUGCAGAGCACAAUGGGAGGCCAUACUGCCACAAGCCAUGCUAUGGGGCUCUCUUUGGACCCAGGGGGGUGAACAUUGGUGGUGUAGGCUCCUACUUGUACAAUCCCCCCACUCCCAGCCCUGGCUGCACCACUCCUCUCAGACCCAGCAGCUUCAGCCCUCCCAGGCCAAGGACUGGCCUCCCCCAAGGCAAGAAAAGCCCUCCCCAUAUGAAGACAUUCACUGGGGAGACCUCGCUGUGCCCUGGCUGUGGGGAGCCCGUCUAUUUUGCUGAGAAGGUGAUGUCAUUAGGCAGAAAUUGGCACCGACCGUGUCUGAGGUGCCAGCGUUGCCACAAGACCCUGACUCCUGGGAGUCAUGCUGAGCAUGAUGGAGUCCCCUACUGCCACGUCCCCUGCUACGGCUACCUGUUUGGCCCCAAAGGUGGGCAGCCCCAUCCCAGACACUGGGAUGGCAUGUACAUGCCUAAAGUAUGGCAUGUACAUGGUCUGUGGGUAUGUGUGGACAACUUCCCCUGUGGUUAAGCAUACCCUGGCCCCACCCCCAAGUUCCCUCUAGGCCUGAACCCUGCACCACAGACCCAAGGCCUUUGGUGAUAGGGCUCUCUCUCUCAGGUGUGAACAUUGGCGAUGUGGGCUGCUACAUCUAUGACCCAGUGAAGAUAAAAUUCAAAUGAGACGUUCACAAAAAAGGUCACCCUAACUCAGGCCUCCCAUCAUGCCCCUCAUGGUCCAAUGGAAGCUACAAAAAUCUCCAGUCCCAUGGGGGUUGGGGAAGGUGGGAUCUUGGGGGCCUGGGCCUAGGCUCCAUGGUAGGCCAGAGAGUCUAGACUUUCUCUGCCAAUUUUUUCCCUUUCCCAUUUCUAUCUGGUUAGGGAACAGUCCGUUUUGAAGGGUAUCCUCCUCCUGGCCAUCACAACCCCUUUCCCCAGCACAUUCUGGAGCUUCAAGGUACUCAUAAAACUUGUGUUUAUUGAAUUUCAGCCUCUGUGGCUUCUUCAAUAAAAUGUUGGCUCCCA